ACGUUUGAAACAGGAAAGAAAUGCGCUGCGACGCUUUUUGACCCUCGGCAGUUUCCGUAACACGCAUUUUAACAACGUGUGUGCAGAGCAGUGAAGACUCCUGGUUUUAAGAGCUUAAAGUGCGGUUUGCUUACUCUAAACAUAACAGAAGAAGGAUGGCAGAAAACCAGGAAGAGAUGUCUCCCAUUGAGAUUAAAGUGGCUCGUCAAGUAGAGUAUUACUUUGGGGAUCACAAUCUCCCAAGAGACAAGUUUCUCAAAGAGCAGCUGCAGCUCGAUGACGGCUGGGUGACUUUGGAGACCAUGCUUAAAUUCAACAGACUGAAAUCUUUAACUACGGAGACCAGCGUCGUCAUUUCAGCUCUCCAAAAAUCAAAGACGGGCCUCCUGGAGAUCAGUGAGGACAAGACAAAAAUAAGGAGGUCUCCAGAUAAACCCUUACCAGAACAGAAUGAUGACUACAAAGACGCAGUCAAACACAGAUCUGUCUAUAUUAAAGGUUUUCCUCUUGAAACAACUCUUGAUGACAUUCUGGAGUGGCUGAACGGUAAAGCCAACAUAGAGAAUAUUCAGAUGAGGAAAAACGUGCAUCGGCAGUUCAAGGGAUCCGUGUUCAUCUGCUUUGAAACGGAAGAAUCAUCGAAGCAGUUCUUGGAACGCUCCGACAUAAAAUCUUUCAAAGACAAUGAGAUGCUCGUGUUGUCGAGAGAAGCCUACCAUGCAAAGAAGGCAGAAGAGAGAAAAAACUUCAAAGCACAGACAAAAGCUAAAGCAAGACAGAGCAAGGAGCAGCAGCAGAAACACGCUGAGGAAAAGGAAAUGGGUUUGCUCCUGGAUGAACAGACAGGAUGUUUGUUGAAGUUCUCUGGAGAGCUUCAAGAUGUUUCAAGAGAGGACUUCCAUGCAUUGUUCUCUGGGCAUGGAAAGAUAAAGUGGGUCGACUUUACAAGAGGAGCCAAAGAGGGUGCGCUUCUUUUUGAUGGGAACGCAAAAGAAGCCUUUGAGAAAGCCAAAGAGGCAAGCGGAGGGGAACUGAAAAUGAAGGGCAGCAGCGUCACAUGGCAGGUACUCGAGGGAGACGAGGAGAAAGAGGUACUGAAGAAGAUUAUCGAAGCUCAACAGGAAUCGUACAGUCGAUCAAAAGGCAGAGGUGGAAGAGGAAGAUCAGGCGGCAGAGGAAGAGGAGGCCGAAGGGGAAGAGGUGGCAGAGAUCAAGGCAGAACUCAUUUCCAGGGAAAGAAAACAAAAUUUGAUAGUGAUAAUGAGGAUGAUGAUGAGGGUGAGGAAGCACCUCCAGCCUCAAAAAGAGAGCUUGAAGAUGCUGAGGGUCCUCCAGCAAAAGUUUCCAAAACUGAAAACGGAUCGUAAUGAGGAGACGACGUCCAGAGUUUUUCUUUAGCGAACACGUUUAUUACAAAUGGUGAGAAAUGCAGAGGCAACUUGAAACCCAUUCCAGUAAAAAAAAUAAAAAUAAAAAAUCAGGCUUUGGAGAAUCGAAGGAAGUCCACCUGGAUGUCGACCUGAAAAAACAUUUGGAAAAUGUGGCAUCAGUUUUCAGCUUUUUAAGCUCUUAUAUUUUGUGCCUCUCGUGUCAUUAUUUGUAUGUUUAUUUUUGCUUAUUUGAUGUUUUAAUUUUAGCACAAUCAACUUAACUCUGACAUUUAAUUUCUCCUGAAUAUUUUUUGUUAGGCCUGAGUGACAUCUAGAAUCCGUGUGCCUUUUUGAGAUUUCCUUCAUUUAGUGAUGCAAAUAUGUGAUGUUUUUUUAGAUUUGCAUAUGCCAAUAGCAAAAUGUUUAAAAAUCUGUUUUGAAUUUGAAAAACAUGCUACAUCGGUAAUGUACCCACCGACUUCUUCUUGUGGAACUUGUAGGAAGCUGGCAAAUCGUAUCUCAGUUCUGUAAACGAAGUACAUGAUCAGUAUUUAGUAUUCCUGUGAUAGAAAGGAUUAAACUACCCAUCUCACUAA
This is a messenger RNA of Girardinichthys multiradiatus, 1966 nucleotides long. RefSeq names its product small RNA binding exonuclease protection factor La (gene ssb). Bases 156 to 1367 code for a protein of 403 amino acids. Gene Ontology annotation, cellular component: cytosol; cytoplasmic stress granule; nucleus. The record is from RefSeq and is a predicted model, not a curated record. NCBI's taxonomy places the organism in Eukaryota, Metazoa, Chordata, Actinopteri, Cyprinodontiformes, Goodeidae. Gene Ontology annotation, biological process: positive regulation of translation; RNA processing. The transcript has 12 exons. Gene Ontology annotation, molecular function: RNA binding.